UAAGCUGCACCUUCUUGGGGAUCCAGGCACACACCGCGCUACGUGUCACUGAGUCUCGGGCAGAAUGACUGUUUUCUGCACCAGCUCACGGCAGAAUCUUUGGCUUUGGAAAGCCCAGGUGAUGGGUAUCCCGGGCCCACCAACCCUCCUGAUGCUAAUCUGGCCCGUAGACACACCUGGUUGAGGAAGUGUCCUAUCUGGAUCCAGACACCUUGGUGGGUGUCCCCUUUCCUGCCACUGAUUUCAUGUCUGAGCGGCGCCGGCUGUGAGAAAGUUCCAUCGUUCACAGCACUCUUGAAAAACCUCUUCCAGGAAUGUUUACCCACCGGCCUGUUCUGCCCCUGGGUCUCUACAGAACCAGUCUGGUCUCUUCCACAGACAUGGAGUCCACAGCCUACACUCUCAAUCUGACCCUAAAAGAAGAAGAAGAGGAAGAAGAGAUUCAGAGCCGGGACCUGGAGGAUGGCCCCACAGAUAUGCAGAAAGUCCGGAUCUGCUCCGAGGGUGGAUGGGUGCCCGCCCUAUUCGAUGAGGUGGCCAUAUAUUUUUCCGAUGAGGAGUGGGAAGUUUUGACCGAGCAACAGAAGGCCCUCUACCGGGAAGUCAUGAGGAUGAAUUAUGAAACUGUCCUGUCCCUGGAAUUCCCAUUCCCUAAGCCAGACAUGAUCACUCGGUUGGAAGGGGACGAGGAGUCUCAGAAUUCUGACGAGUGGCAGCUCCAAGGAGGACCUUUGGCAGAACCCGAGGAGUCGGAGGUCAAGGCCGCGGACUGGGCAGGUCCCGUGAGCGCCGCCUCGCAGUUUCCCCAGCCCCAGCCCCUGGACGGGCUGGGCCUGCGGCUGCCCCGCGACCUCACGGAGCUGCCCGAGUGGAGCGAGGGCUACCCCUUCUACAUGGCCAUGGGCUUCCCGGGCUGCGAGCUCUCGGCGGACGACCUCGCCGGCAAGUUCCAGUUCAGCCGGGGCAUGCGGCGCAGCUACGACGCGGGCUUCAAGCUCAUGGUGGUGGAGUUCGCCGAGAGCACCAACAACUGCCAGGCGGCCAAGCAGUUCGGGGUGCUGGAGAAGAACGUCCGCGACUGGCGCAAGGUGAAGCCGCAGCUGCAGAACGCGCACGCCAUGCGCCGCGCCUUCCGCGGCCCCAAGAACGGCCGCUUCGCCCUGGUGGACCAGCGAGUGGCCGAGUACGUCAGGUACAUGCAGGCCAAGGGCGACCCCAUCACCCGCGAGGCGAUGCAGCUGAAGGCCCUGGAGAUCGCGCAGGAGAUGAACAUUCCGGAGAAGGGCUUCAAGGCCAGCCUGGGCUGGUGCCGGCGCAUGAUGCGGCGGUACGACCUGUCCCUGCGACACAAGGUGCCGGUGCCGCAGCAGCUGCCCGAGGACCUGACGGAGAAGCUCGUCACCUACCAGCGGAGCGUGCUGGCGCUGCGCAGGGCGCAUGACUACCAGGUGGCCCAGAUGGGCAACGCCGACGAGACGCCCAUCUGCCUCGAGGUGCCGUCGCGUGUCACGGUGGACAACCAGGGCGAGAAGCCGGUGCUGGUCAAGACGCCCGGCAGGGAGAAGCUCAAGAUCACGGCCAUGCUGGGGGUCUUGGCGGACGGGCGGAAGCUGCCGCCCUACAUCAUCCUGCGGGGCACGUACAUCCCGCCCGGCAAGUUCCCGAGCGGGAUGGAAAUCCGCUGCCACCGCUACGGCUGGAUGACGGAGGACCUGAUGCAGGACUGGCUGGAGGUGGUGUGGCGGCGGCGGACGGGCGCGGCGCCCAAGCAGCGCGGGAUGCUCAUCGUCAACGGCUUCCGCGGCCACGCCACCGACUCGGUCAAGAGCUCCAUGGAGAGCAUGAACACCGACAUGGUGAUCAUCCCCGGCGGCCUGACCUCGCAGCUGCAGGUGCUGGACGUGGUGGUCUACAAGCCGCUCAACGACAGCGUCCGGGCCCAGUACUCCAACUGGCUGCUGGCCGGCAACCUGGCGCUCAGCCCCACGGGCAACGCCAAGAAGCCGCCCCUGGGUCUCUUCCUGGAGUGGGUCAUGGUCGCCUGGAACAGCAUCUCCAGUGAGUCCAUCGUCCAGGGCUUCAGGAAGUGCCACAUCUCCAGCAACUUGGAAGACGAAGAUGACGUCCUGUGGGAGAUCGAGAGCGAGCUUCCAGGAGGCGGGGAGGCGCCCAAGGAAUGCGAGGCGGAGGCGGCAGCGGAGGGCAACUGACCUGAGGGGAGAGCCCAGGUAAUGGGGGGCCCCAAGGACCACUUGGCGCCUCCAGUGACAGCCUCUUCGGGUUCCCCAGACACCCCUCCUCUUGCCGCUACUGUCUCCUGUUCCAAGAGCUCUCUAGCCUGGGGUCAGGGCGCCACCGACACCCCGCCACGGGCUUCUCCCUGACAUCAGCCUGCGGUUGCCUGGCUUAUCUGUGGGUGUUGGACCGGAAGCGCUUGUACCAUACCUAAAAUGAACAGGGUCAGCUACCAGAAUAUUUCCUCUGAGCGCCGUCCUGCGCAAAUUAUUUGGGCCUGAAAGGAUAUAGUCUGACAUUGCUCAUUUAAACAAAAAGUUUUGUCCUGAA
Messenger RNA from Mustela lutreola (European mink), 2565 nucleotides. RefSeq names its product pogo transposable element derived with KRAB domain (gene POGK). Gene Ontology annotation, biological process: regulation of DNA-templated transcription. The record is from RefSeq and is a predicted model, not a curated record. The transcript has 5 exons. Gene Ontology annotation, cellular component: nucleus. Lineage: Eukaryota; Metazoa; Chordata; Mammalia; Carnivora; Mustelidae. Gene Ontology annotation, molecular function: DNA binding. Bases 315 to 2210 code for a protein of 631 amino acids.